CUUGUUGAUUGGUUCGUUCAAAAAAAGCUAGCGCUGUACUUCGCCAUUUAAAUCUACAAGAAGGCAUCACGGAGGUCUGGUGUUGUUUUACUUACAACUACUGGCACGCGGGUCCUAAGAAGUCAGCUCGUCUCUUUGACUCAGUCGACAUUUAUAGGUUUCACAUUUGAGCUGGUUUAUAAACAGAAAAAUCUUAAGGAUGGGAGCCAGCGAGAGUAAGAUUUCUGACCGGGCUGCCACUAAACCAGAAGCAGCCGUCCCAAAGUGUAGGGUCGCCCAGCUCAGUGAUCCACGCUCUCCAUCGGUGACCAUUGAUCGCACACCCAUUCAGGUUGGCCCAAGUGAAGCGAGGAGCGAGUGUCUUUUGGUGGGAAGUGAUCCCCGCUCGCCCACUGUGGGCAUUGUCCGCACGCCUGUCCGAGAAGUCAUGAGAGCCAAAGUGGACAACCUCGCUCGUCGUCUGGGCAUGUUGUUCCAUAUUGAGGCCGAGGGAAAAGUCCCCCCGACUAGGGUCUCUGCACAAGAGGAUCAGGAUUUCCUUAAGAGUGAGGAACUGGAUUCCACGGAGCCUCUCCUGACUCCUCAGAGGCCACGUGUCUUCGGCUCUGUGGCUGAGCAUGCCAACCUCGUGGCCACGCCCAUCCAGAGUGGGGGCAGCUCUUGCAGCCCCUUUGUACUGCUGGAGGAGCCCCACGUCGAGGUGGAGAUCGAAACGGACGGCGUGAGCCUGGAGGAGGCUGAAGAAGCCAGGGAAUCUCCGAUCCAUAAGAGGUUGAGCAUGAGCCUCAUCACUCGCCACGAGGGAGCGUCACCCUCUCAAAUUCUAGCGGAGGUUCACCGAGAUGGUAAAGACGCCGCAGUAGUGGAGGUGCUCACCCAUGGCUUGGACCACCUCUACGCCAUGCCCAGAAUCGCACUCGAGCCCAAUCGGGAUUCCUUUGGCUCUCCCGCGCAACCGCAGAAGGAAGCGGGAGAAGUCUCCUCCGUGGUGGCUCCCGAGGCACCCGGCUCGCAGCUUCCCGCCGCCCCCCGCCGGCUCACCCUGGAUGUCAAGAGUCCGAGUCAGGUGGUUUUCAAGCCGCAGUGGCUGGGAAAAGGCUUCGGGGCCACUGGGCUCAGAGCCAGAACGGGGCAAGGCGCUAAAGGGGGUUCCUCCCCUCUUGCCGUGUCUGUGGCGUUGAAGGGCGUCAACGAUGAAAACAAGGGGACCUGUGGAAAACAAAAGCAGAAAGAAGGCCGCUCCCCAUUGCAGAUCCUCAAGGAGAGCAACUCGGCCAGGGGACAGCCUCAGAUGAAAUUGAAGGGUUCCACCCCAGAGAAGCCUCGGCUCGGCCAGAUGGACCGAAGACUUUUGGCCGUGUCUCUGAACAAGGAGAAUUGAUAAUGUUGUGCAAAAAAAAAAAAGUUUGUACAUAUUUUCAUACCUCUUUUUAAAAUUUUUAUGUGUACAGUUUUUCAAAAUGGACUUUGUGUUGUUUGCUUUUCUGCCUUUUACUACUACACUCUGUUUUUCUUACCCUGAAAUGGCCUUUCUGUAAUUUAGGAAUAAAGGUAUUAAACAUUUA
Molecule: messenger RNA, 1565 nt
Organism: Syngnathoides biaculeatus (alligator pipefish)
Lineage: Eukaryota; Metazoa; Chordata; Actinopteri; Syngnathiformes; Syngnathidae
Gene: cdca3
Product: cell division cycle associated 3
Exons: 6
Coding region: 200-1381 (393 amino acids)
Source: RefSeq, a predicted model, not a curated record